AUGAGCAAUGAGCAGCGGAAGUGUGGAAGCAGAUGUGACAGUUCAGGCUAUCAGCGGCGGAGCUGCAGAGAAACAAUGUUGCAGUUACAUUUCACGAAUGAUACUUUACCCGACAAUGUCAGCACUGACUUUCAGAAUCUGAAUAAAUUCAGUGAACAGCAGUUUGUGAGUCUGACAGAGAUCUUAUACCAGUUCCUUCUAGAACCCAAAGAGUCAGAGCGGUUCUUGCGUCAGCUGACGGAGUUUGCUGGAGAGAAUGGGAUGAGUGCAGGACCACUGAGGGCUCUGAUGAAGAGUGUCCUCCUCCUACCUCAUGGUGCUUUAAAAAGAAACCUAACAGCUGAACAGGUGAAGGCAGACUUGCUCUCAUUAGGAUUAAAUGAAGACAAGGCCAGUCAUGUCUCUGACCAGUGGAGAAUCCACUACCCUGUUUUGUCCAGACUGGCCGUGGGACAGACACUAAUGGUCAACCAGCUUGUUGACAUGGAGUGGAAAUUUGGUGUUACUGUUGGUACAAGUGAGCUGCAGAAGACUGGAAACAUUUUUCUACAGCUGAAACUGGUGAUCAGAAAAGGAAGCACGACAGAAAAUGUGUACAUGGAGCUGACUUUACCUCAGUUCUACAACUUCCUCCAUGAGAUGGAGCGCGCCAAAGCCAGUAUGGAUUGUUUCAGUUAACCGAGGUCGCUGUAAUCAGAGUUUGCCUCUUUGCCUGUUGAUCAGUAAACAACUGUAAUGAUGUUCCCAUACUCACCAAAUGUUUCAAGAAGAAACUUUAACAAUUAUAAUUCACUAAUCUUAAGUAGUUGUGUGAUUGUUUGCACCCUUGUAGUUUGGGACAAAGACCACUUUCCACAUUGAUGCUCUUUAUUGAUGAUCUUCUGUUUAUUAAACCUUUGAUACAUUUCUUUGUACCAGCAUAUGUGCUUUUUGUACUUUGUUCACUAAUAAAUUAAUAUAUUUUAAAUAAAAUUCCACUAC
This is a messenger RNA of Sinocyclocheilus anshuiensis, 981 nucleotides long. Its product is annotated as COMM domain-containing protein 7-like. Gene Ontology annotation, biological process: tumor necrosis factor-mediated signaling pathway; negative regulation of DNA-templated transcription. Lineage: Eukaryota; Metazoa; Chordata; Actinopteri; Cypriniformes; Cyprinidae. The transcript has 9 exons. Bases 1 to 678 code for a protein of 225 amino acids. Gene Ontology annotation, molecular function: NF-kappaB binding. The record is from RefSeq and is a predicted model, not a curated record.